GGACUCCGCAGGCCCUGAGGGUGCGAGCCGGGGCCCAGCCUCCUCGCGGAGCAUCCGCUGUCCCGACGCAGGGUCGCACCCGGAGGCGACAUGUCCUGGCCCAGCCUCCUCCGUGGCCUCCCCACGUCCCUCUGCCGUGGCCUGGCCCUAGGUCCCCAGCUCUGGGCCACACAAUCCAUGGCCACCCUCAACCAGAUGCACCGCUUAGGCCGCCCGAAGGAACCUCCUAAGCGUUUGGGUCCUACCGAAGGCCGGCCACAGCUGAAGGGUGUGGUGUUACGCACAUUCACCAGAAAGCCAAAGAAGCCCAACUCUGCCAACCGCAAGUGCUGCCGAGUGCGCCUCAGUACAGGCAAAGAGGCUGUUUGCUUCAUCCCCGGGGAGGGCCACACCCUCCAGGAGCACCACGUGGUCCUCGUGGAAGGCGGUCGCACCCAAGACCUGCCUGGAGUUAAACUCAAGGUUUUGAGGGGCAAGUAUGACUGUGGCCACGUGCAAAAGAAGAAGUGACCAUAAUCCAUAGUCCUCGGAAACCAGUUCUUCCUGCUCCAGGGCCAGCUAGUCUUGGGUUCAAACUCCAACUCAUCAAGACUGUAUUAAUCUGCAAGAGUUCUGGAGGUUAAUUGGAAGCAAGCACCCCUCUGCGUUCCCUUGGCUUCCAUGUUCCAUGGUCCUCAGGCGGGACAUCACAUUGCUGGGAUGGGCGUUGUAAUAAACACAUCUGCAGGUUGUGGUGUCA
Molecule: messenger RNA, 739 nt
Organism: Cricetulus griseus (Chinese hamster)
Lineage: Eukaryota; Metazoa; Chordata; Mammalia; Rodentia; Cricetidae
Source: RefSeq, a predicted model, not a curated record